AUGAUUGUACUGGUUCUUCCUCCGUUUCAGAUUCAAAGCCAUUUAGCACUGUUGGCGAUGCUUCCUGAAGGUAGUGAAGCUCACAACCAUGUUCGGCGUGUCCUAGAUAGUGUGGUUGGCCUUGGUCGUGAUCUUGUAGCUAAUGAGGAGGUAGACAAUGGCCAUGAGAGUGAACCAACAGCUACUGAAAUCCCAAGCACAAGCGCAGCACCCGUAAGUACACGGACCCGUGCUCAGCGUGCUAUUGCAAGCUCAAGCACAAGCGCAGCUAGGGGCCGUGGUCGGCCUGCUACAGCAAGCCCAAGCACAAGUGCAACCAGGGGCCGUGCUAUGCCUGCUACAGCAAGCCCAAGCACAAGUGCAACCAGGGGCCGUGCUAUGCCUGCUACAGCAAGCCCAAGCACAAGUGCAAGUAGGGGCCGUGGUCGGCGUGCAACAACCCCUCGGGUUGUAACUAGUCCUGAGAUGCCUGCACCCAUCCCGCACUCAUCUCCUCAGCCUGAGGUCCCUCCACACAUCCCAGCUACAUCUAUUCAGCCCGAGGUCCGUUCACCCAGCCCAUCUUCGCAGCCGGAUUUUGAUCUCGGUAUUGAUGACACUGUGACCCCUCCUAUACUCCCCGAGACACCCUCUUACCCACCUACCAGCUCUACUGCACCCACUCCUGGCCUGUACUUAGAGCAUCAUUACCCACCUACCGCAUCCUCAUCUGACCCUCUAGGACCUCCGGUUGGGAUUGACACUGUACAGCCACAUACUGAUGUACCAAACGAGCAUCCCCCUCAUCAGCCCUCACCUCCACGAGGUAGACCACAGCGCACUAAAAGAGCACCCACUUGUGGGACAGGUGGACACAAAAUAGGACACCGAGGUAGCUCUAUGCAUGACGAUGAGCCUAAGGAUGAUGCCCCGCAGUCUCCUCCCCCGCCCAAACAUUACACCAGGGUUAAAAAACGCAAAAUUGGCGAACCUUGA
Messenger RNA from Quercus lobata, 975 nucleotides. Its product is annotated as leucine-rich repeat extensin-like protein 5. The transcript is spliced from 2 exons. Bases 1 to 975 code for a protein of 324 amino acids. The record is from RefSeq and is a predicted model, not a curated record. NCBI's taxonomy places the organism in Eukaryota, Viridiplantae, Streptophyta, Magnoliopsida, Fagales, Fagaceae.